Messenger RNA from Triticum dicoccoides, 1910 nucleotides. Its product is annotated as hydroxymethylglutaryl-CoA synthase-like. The transcript has 13 exons. Lineage: Eukaryota; Viridiplantae; Streptophyta; Magnoliopsida; Poales; Poaceae. The coding region runs from base 235 to 1629 and encodes 464 amino acids. Gene Ontology annotation, biological process: acetyl-CoA metabolic process. The record is from RefSeq and is a predicted model, not a curated record. Gene Ontology annotation, molecular function: hydroxymethylglutaryl-CoA synthase activity.
AGCCGCAGCCAAGGCAAGAAAGGGGUAAAGGAAAAAGGCCAGCGGCGAGCAGCGUAUAUAUACGGCGCGGGGCAGAGCUGGGUGGGAGUGUCGAGCCCCGCAUCCAUCCAUCCCUCCCUCCCCGCGAUCCGCUCCUCCUCCUCCCCCGUCCCGGCCGUCUCCGACCCGACCUCUCGCUUCUUCUUCUUCUUCUUCUUCUUCUUCUUCUUCUUCCUCCCUCACUGGUGAAGCCAGAUGGCGGCGGAGAGGGUCAAGGACGUCGGCAUCCUCGCCAUGGACAUCUACUUCCCGCCCAACUGCGUCCUCCAGGAAGAACUGGAAACUCAUGAUGGCGUGAGCAAAGGGAAGUACACCAUUGGGCUUGGGCAGGAUAGCAUGGCCUUUUGCACUGAAGUGGAGGAUGUCAUUUCAAUGAGCUUGACAGUGGUGAAGACUCUCCUGAAAAAUUAUAACAUCGAUCCAAAGUGUAUUGGACGUUUGGAAGUUGGCAGUGAAACUGUAAUAGACAAGAGCAAGUCUAUAAAGACAUGGUUGAUGCAAAUAUUUGAGGAGUGUGGCAAUACUGAUAUUGAAGGAGUUGAUUCCUCAAACGCAUGUUAUGGUGGAACAGCUGCUUUGUUUAAUUGUGUUAAUUGGGCUGAGAGCAACUCAUGGGAUGGACGUUAUGGGCUCGUUGUUUGCACAGACAGUGCGGUAUAUGCUGAAGGGCCGGCUCGUCCUACUGGCGGUGCAGCUGCUAUUGCAAUGCUGAUUGGACCAAAUGCUCCUAUUUCAUUGGAAAGCAAAUUUAGAGGGUCUCAUAUGGCACAUGUUUAUGACUUUUACAAGCCUGAUCUUGCGAGCGAAUAUCCGGUGGUCGAUGGGAAGCUAUCGCAGACUUGCUAUCUCAUGGCACUGGAUUCCUGCUACAAGACCUUUUGCAAAAGGUACGAAAAGAUUGAAGGGAAGCCAUUUUCAAUCGUCGACGCAGAUUCUUUUGUAUUUCAUUCUCCAUACAACAAGCUUGUACAGAAAAGUUUUGCUCGUUUAUACUACAAUGACUUCUUGAGAAACUGCAGCAUUGUUGACAAAGACUCAAGAGAAAAAUUGGAGCCCUACUUGGGCCUGUCAUCUGAGGAAAGCUAUCAGAGUCGAGACCUUGAGGUUUGUCAGCAAGUUGCGAAGCCCCUGUAUGACACCAAGGUUCAACCAACAACAUUGAUCCCGAAACAACUCGGGAAUAUGUAUACGGCGUCACUCUAUGCUGCUUUUGCAUCAGUUGUCCACAACAAACACGAUGCUCUGGUGGGCCAGAGGAUUGUGAUGUUCUCUUACGGCAGUGGCAUGACAUCGACAAUGUUCUCCUUCAAAAUCAAUGAAGGCCAGCAUCCGUUCAGCCUAACGAACAUUGCAAGCAUACUGGAUAUCUCCAACAAAUUGGAGUCUAGGCAUGUGGUUCCACCGAAGAAAUUUGUCGAGGCGCUGAAGCUGAUGGAGCACCGCUACGGCGCCAAGGACUUCGUCACCAGCCAGGACACGCGCUUGCUCGUUCCAGGCACCUACUACCUCACCCAUGUUGACUCCAUGUACCGCCGGUUCUAUGCCGUGAAAGGCGACACCGCGGCCACUCCGGUAACCAAUGGCCAUUGAUUGAUUGACUCCACCCAGCCUGAAGCUGCAAUAAGCGCCGCAAGCGCUCUUAGAUUAUUUAUCUGGUAGGGAAGGGAAAGGGAAGGGUGGAGCUUGCCCAGAUUAAUCUAUCUGUAAACUUGUUCUAAGUUUGUAAAGUUAGAUAGAGCUGUCAUUGUCCGUAUUGCCUUGUCAGUGAGAAUUCUUGGCUCUGUAGUGGAACGUUGGUGCUCCGCUUGGUUGUAAACUUGUAAGAUCUGAAUAAUAGAAUAAUCCACCGAAUUACCGUCAGGUUUAAGCUA